AUGCUAAGCUCACGAUCUCCAGUGCGUUCCGGCGCCAUUGCCGCGCUCGCACUAAACGUCUUAACUGUAUCUGCUCGAGUGCUCACGAGAAAUGCAACUUGUGCUGAUGUUUGGACACCUACCACGGCAGCUGAUUGGGUAGCCGCUAUAAAUCCUGGUUGGAAUGUGGGCAAUACACUUGAUGCUACUCCUGAUGAGGGCUCAUGGAACAACCCUGCGGUCACUCAGGAGGUGUUCGACGAUGUCGCAGCAGCCGGAUUCAAGAGUGUGAGAAUUCCUGUGACGUACGCCUAUCAUUUUACGGGAAGUUCACCUGACUGGACCAUCGACUCAACAUGGUUGCAAAGAGUUUCGGACGUGGUCGAUAUGGCAUUGGCGAGUGGUUUAUAUGUAGUCACCAAUGUCCACCACGAUUCCUGGGUGUGGGCCGACGUCACAGCUUCCGGCGCAAAUCUUACAAUGAUUGAGGAAAAGUUCUACCGCACUUGGCUACAGAUUGGCGAGAAGCUUGCAUGCAAAUCGUCGAGAGUCGCCUUUGAGUCGAUCAACGAGCCUCCUGCUAACACUGCUGCCGACGGUGCAGAACUGAACAAACUUAAUGAAUUAUUCAUCCAGGCCCUACAGGAGUCCGGCGGUUACAAUGCGCAGCGUGUAAUCAACCUUGCUGGUGGUGGUAUGGACAGCGUGAAGACUUCAGAAUGGUUAGAAAUCCCGGCUGCAUGCACCGAUCAAUGCGCCAUCCAGUACCACUACUACAGUCCUUACGACUUGAUCUUCCAGGCUUGGGGUAAGACGGUCUGGGGGUCUGAUGCAGACAAAGCAGCAAUAGAAGCCGACAUUGCAAACAUUCGUGGAAACUUCACAGGCAUCCCUCUGUUGAUCGGCGAAACCGAGGCCAACAUGCAAGUGGAGCCGGGUGCAAGACGCAAGUACUAUGAUUUCCUGACAAGCACCGCGACCAAGUACGACACAUCUCUGAUCGUCUGGGACAACGGCGAGGGUUUGCUUGACCGCAACACAAACACUGCGCGUGACCCUCAGGCGCUCGAGAUCAUUCUCAACGGCGUGAAGGGUGUCGCGAACAGUCUCUCAGACUCGACAACCGACGCUUCAGCCACCUCGCAGAGCAGCUCUGCUUUUCUCUUCCACAAGGUCGGAGACGAAGUCGCUGACCAGACGGUCAAUUUCAUCUUGAAUGGAAACACAAUCAAGUCCAUUGCUGCGGCUGAUGGAACCACACUGGAGCCAUCUUCAGACUACACUGUGUCCGGCGGCGAUGUCACUUUGAAGUCGUCUUUCCUGGCCCAGUACUUAUCUGCCGAUGCAGCACCAGGGAGCAAGACAAACCUCACGGUCUCCUUUUCGGCCGGUGCUACUGCGAAUGUUGAUGUCGUGCAGUGGGACGUUCCUGCGUUCUCAUCGACCACUUCGAAAGCUGUGUCUGGAUCCGAUCUUGUGAUUCCUGUUACUUGGAAAGGCAUCUACAACAUAGCUGCUGUAAAGAUGCUCCGAGCCGACGGUGUGUACUUAUUCGAUGACUGGACACAGUACCUUGGGCCACUGCAGCAAGCUCGUGGAACAUACAGCGGACAAUGGGAUCGAGAUGGCGCAAGCGUGAAACUCACUGCUACCACUGUUGCGGCAGUUGUUGCGGCUGGUGUAGAUACGGUUUUCAUGUUUGAGUUCUAUCCUAGAGUUCCCGGAAAUUCUGUCAACUACACUUUGACUGUGUAAAUGGACACAAGAAAUUUUAUCCCCUUUCAUCUGGGAAUAAGACAUUCCUUUUCUUAUUGUAUAUAAAUUCAAUCAAAAGACACCCAUAAU
Molecule: messenger RNA, 1824 nt
Organism: Truncatella angustata
Lineage: Eukaryota; Fungi; Ascomycota; Sordariomycetes; Amphisphaeriales; Sporocadaceae
Product: putative cellulase
Exons: 7
Coding region: 1-1734 (577 amino acids)
Biological process (GO): glucan catabolic process
Cellular component (GO): extracellular region; cell surface
Molecular function (GO): beta-glucosidase activity
Source: RefSeq, a predicted model, not a curated record